Molecule: messenger RNA, 1254 nt
Organism: Rotaria sordida
Lineage: Eukaryota; Metazoa; Rotifera; Eurotatoria; Philodinida; Philodinidae
Source: the annotation of a GenBank genome assembly
AUGACUGACUCGACAAUACUUUCUUUUACCACUUCAAAUCGAGGUAAACCAAUGCUUAUUUAUUCAGGAUAUGUUUAUCGAUUGAAAAAGUCGACAAAAAAAGUUAAAUACUGGGUUUGUCAAUCAAAUAGCUGUGCAGCAAAUGUUCAUACUAAUGCAAAUGAUCAAUUUAUUAAAGCUAAUGGACGACAUCAACAUUUGCCUGCACCCGAACGUAUUGAACUUCGAGAUUUGAAACACACGGUAAAGAAGAGGGUGGAAAAUGAAACGACUUCUGUACCCAAAAUUUAUGAAGAAGAACUAGCUCGUUCUAAUCUCUCUGCAGCUGCUCUUAUCCUUGCACCACUUGCACCUGAUGCAAAAUCUGUUUUAAAUCGUGUACGUCGAAAUAUAACUCCACCAAUACCUACAUCAAGUGAUUUCGAUAUUCCUGAUUUUUACCGACAAACACUUAAUGAUCUACCAUGUGUUAUAAGUUCGCUUUCAGGAAAAUCUACUGAUAUAUAUAUACAAUUACUUUCUGAGCUUGAAUAUCAUCCUGAACGAUUAAAUAUGAAAUUUGAACCACGGCAUGUGAUGUCAGAUUUCGAAAUGUCGCUGAUUAAAGCCAUUAAACAAAAAUUUCCAGUGUCAAUGCAUCAUGGUUGUUACUUUCAGUAUUGUCAGUCACUUUACAAACAAGUUCAACGACUCGGUCUAGCAACAGCAUAUCUUGACGAUGAAAGUACACGUUUAUCUUGUAGAAGCACAAUGGCUCUUGCUCUUCUACCCAUCGAACUUAUAGAAGAAGCUGUAAAACUUCUAGAAGAUGAUUCUCUUCCAGAAAUGGCAAAUUUCUUUAAAUAUUUCAAAUAUCAAUGGUUAACACGAGUGCCUCCAAAAUACUGGAAUGUGUCAACACUCGAGUUUCGUACAAAUAACUUCGCCGAGGGUGAGCUUUUGCCUUGUCUUGAAAAGUGUAUAUCUGUCUUUUCUCACACAGGUUGGCACAACAAGUUCAACAACCGUGUCGACAAAACUCAUCCAAACAUUUGGAGACUGUUUGAAUGUUUACAACGUGAGGAAUUAUCAUUUCGACAACAAUUAGGAAAAAUUAACUGUGGUAUGCAGAAAAAAACAAAUGACACCUGCUGCUCUAUCCGAACACAAAUCGUAACUCUAACGAAACGUCAUGAACAAAAACAAAUUACUCUAUUAGAAUUUAUUCAUGGUUUAUCUAUGAUCGUAGCUCAAAAUUCUGCAAUUGUUCUUUGA